GCGGAUGCUCGCAGGCUCCGUGCGUCCGCGGCUGGCUGCGCGCCGGGCCGGGCAGGGCUCGGCUCGGCCGGCGCCACGGGGCGCGCACACGGCCCCGGCCCGGGACCCGCCGCCGCCCGGGCUCCCGGCGAGCAGGCUGGGCUCUAGGACCUUCUCUCCAGGAGCUCCGAGCGGCUUCAGGAAGAGAGACCAUGACCCACCCGGAUGGCGAGCUGGAGAGAUGCCAGCCGCUGACGUUCCCAGCGCACGAGCUGGAGUGCAAGAUCUGCUACAAUCGCUACGACGCAUGGGCCCGCAAGCCCAAGCUGCUCAGCUGCUGCCACCGGGUCUGCGCAAAGUGCCUGCGCAAGAUGGUGACCAUGGGGGAGUCCUCGCCCUGCCUGCUCAGCUGCCCGUUCUGCCGGCAGGAGACCCAGGUCCCCGAGGAGGAUGUGCAGCUGCUCCAGGAUGACAGCAAGGUGCUGGCAGUGCUGACACACCACGAGCGGGCAAAGGAGCGAGGCACUCUGCCCUCCCCUGAGGUCAUCCUGUGCCCCAGCGUCCUGGAGCCCUCCCGCAGCUCCUCUGACUGCCUGGUCAUCACCAUCCUCCAGGUGCCAGAGGACGUGGCGCCCCCCGAAGGCCUGGGGAUGCUGGACAUGAUACGCCUGUACCGCCCCGGCAGCCUGGACUCGCUGCCCUGCCGCGGCCCCGUCCAGAACUGCCGCUCUUGCACCUGGCAUGCCAUACCCCACUUCAUCCUCUGGAUGCUAUGCCUCAUCUACUUCAGCUCCCUGCCCUUCGGCAUCUACCUCCUGCUCAUUGAGCGCCACAACCUGGGCAUCGUGCUGGUCAGCCUGGUGCCCUCCACCCUCAUUCUCUGUGUCUUCUACAGCUUCUGCCAGUGUCUGUGCCGCGAGAUCUUCGAGUUCCCCUCCACCUGAGCCUGCUGCUCCCCUGUGCCCUGUGCCUGGGGCCGGCCGAGAGCAUCCCCACUCAGGGCUCGCCAGCCCCCACAGUUAUUGCAGGGAGACGGGGAGAUGUCAGUGUGGGAGGGUCCAGGGGCAGGUGAGCGACUGGUUGGACAGGCCCACGAAGCGAGUACUGAGUACCUGUCGUCUUCCCUUGCAGAGAGGAGAUGUACUACAAAGCCGUGCACAACACUGCUAUCAUCUUCCUCCAAAACAACGCAGGCUUCACCAAGUGGGAGCCCACGCCGGAGCGGCUGCAGGAGCUUGUCACACCCUAUAAGCACUCGGGACGGACCCUCAGUUCCACAGGUUCCUCCUCCACCUCCUCUUCCUCCUCCACUUCUUCCUCAACAGCAGAUAAAGAUCGGGAGACGGGUGGAGAGCAAAGCACCAGCCAGGAGACCAAUGCCAAUUAAUCUGCAGAGGGCAGUGUGCGGGGACAGGCAGCAGGGGCGAAGGUAACAGUGCUCCAGAGGAGGGGAGGUUCGAUGUGGCAGGUGGAGAGACUGCUGGCUAUGCAGUGCCGUGCCAGGCCUGGGGGACUCUCUUCAGGCAGCUCCACCCUGCUUGCUUUCCUCUGUCAACCUGCAAGGCCCCUUUCCUCACCAGAGUCGAGGGAGAUUCCCUCGCCUUAUGCCCUGUGGGAAGACAAUCGGUUGCUGUCCUCAACAAGGGGCAAAGAAGCCAAACGCCACAGACAUAGGAAGAGUCUGCAGCCCCUUCAAACACUAAAGCUCUGAGGAAGAGGCAGCUGGAGCUGGGACGGCUGCACGGAUGAAGGAGGGACGGACGGACGGACUGACAGAGCUGUGGCCUAGAAGGUCCCUGGCAGCUGGCUGAAGCCUGUCAUUUCCAAGAGAAAAGCCGGCAGGGUCCAGAGGCUCUUCCUGCCGGCCUGGCACCACCAGCCCAGCUCCGUGUCCAUAGUGUAAAUAGUUCUGUCCGUGGCGACCAUGCCCCCUGCAGGGUUUGUUUCCGUAGCAUCCAUGUUUCCUUUCCACAUGUGCGAGUUCCGUGUUUGCCGAAGCUGUUUACCGUAUACAAGAAAAGCAGAGAAAAGGAAUUUCUUUUUGUGUGUAAAAACGUCUUUGCAGCUGUUUUGUAGUCGUUGUGGUUUUUACCCAGAGCCCGCUGGGCUUUAUUUAACCUCCUUGGGUUUUGUUUUUUAAAGGAUUAAUUUAACACCGCUAACCGUUUUAUUACUUUUAUCAAAGAAAGCAAAGUAAAGUCUAUUUUUGAUUUUUGUUUCCUAGUUCUUAGGGACAUUAAAAACCAGCAUUACAGCUCCCCCUGGUGUCGGUGCUGUUCCUCCUCUGUGGGGCCUGGGACUGUCUGUGGGAGGCAAGGCCUGCCCUGCCUGCCCUCAGAUUCACCCUCUUCUGCU
This is a messenger RNA of Mauremys mutica (yellowpond turtle), 2334 nucleotides long. RefSeq names its product E3 ubiquitin-protein ligase RNF182-like. The record is from RefSeq and is a predicted model, not a curated record. Lineage: Eukaryota; Metazoa; Chordata; Testudines; Geoemydidae. The transcript is spliced from 2 exons. Bases 192 to 923 code for a protein of 243 amino acids.